AUGACGUUCCGAUCAUACGCGGGGCGGAAUCGCAAUCGCCAGCCCGGAGUGUCUGAUAGGCACCUUUACUCCAGAUGCAAUAUUGGUUUUCUUAAUGUUUGCACCCUACGACACAGCUUCGAUAUCCACAGUGAUGGCUCUGUUUCCUCUGUGGGAGAUACUGAGCUUGAAGUGCUAAAGCACCGCAUGCGUGAUCACCAUCUUUAUGCACUUGCCCUUAGUGAAGUGCGCCUGCCAGGAUCUGGCCAGGUGGCCGUGGGAGACGGUUUCGUCGUGCUCUUCGCGGGAUCCCAAGGAGAUGGUUCGCAGGGAGGCGUCGGCCUUCUCUUAUCACCUCCUGCUGUCAUUGCGUGGCGAGCUGCGGGCUCCAAAUGCAAGGCGUGGCCGGGAGGGCGCCUUCUGCAUGCUACUUUUGGUUUAGGUGGUUCCGAGGGCGUUUGGCACUUGGCCUCGGUUUACGGGCCGACCAUGCAAUGCGACGAAUCGGUCAAGGACGCCUUUUACUCUUCGCUGUCGAGCUUUUGGGCUUCGAUCCCUAACAGGGAAGUCGCCUUUGCAGUAGGGGACUAUAAUGCCCGGGUGGGUUACCGCUCCCGUGCUGGAGGUCUUAUAGACCUGGCAGUUGGGCGCCAGGCCGACUUUCCUUUUGUCCUUGAUACGCAUGCUUUACCAGGCGCGGAGGUGGAGAGCGAUCACAAACUUAUGGUUCUGCGCCUGCGAGCCUGCCCUCGUCGCUCAGUCACUGCCUCUGUCAGUUCGAACUUUGGACCUGUGACCCCUGGCACUUCGAGACCUGCACGCUUGGAUGUGCGCAGUUUGCAGGACCCUCGCGUCUCGCGGACAUUCUCCUCUGAGCUUCAUGCGCGGUUCACGGAGCUGCAGGAACCUCUGACUUUUGUCUCGUUGCCGACUAUGUUGCGACAAGCCGCUGAGUCUACGCUGCGUCCCACUGCCACCUCCGCCUCGGACUGGCGUGCUGGGCAUACUGACCAACUUGCGCUUUUAGCCCAACGGCGUCAGGCGGCCUUCACGAGUUGGCGCGCCGACCCCACCAACCCUGCCCUUCUACAGGCCCUGCAGCAGGCUCGCUCCGCCAACCGUGCUGAGGUUCGACGCUUCAAGACACAGUGGUGGCAGCAGCAGUGCCAACGCUUGGAGGGCGCCGUCAGGAGCCGCCAGGCCUACCAGCUUUUCGACGACGCCAGACGCUUGGGACGUCUCGCCAAGGGGCGUGGCCUCUUCGUGUCGUCGUUAGGGAGUACCCACACCACUGAGGAGGUUACGGAACACUUUACUAGGGUUCUAAACGUAGCUAGGCCUGUCAGCGCCGCGACCAUGGCAGCUGUGCCAGCUGUUGACAUAAAUCUCGAAGCAUCUCACUGGGACCCCCCGUCCUUCGAUGAAAUGUGUACUGCCAUUCGCUCUCUUGCAACUGGUAAGACCACCGAUUCAUCAGGAGUGCAAGCCGAAAUGUUGAAGUGUCUAGAUCCCUCCUGUGCCCAGGACCGCCUCAUUCUGACUGCAGUUCACAGUCUGGUCUGUGACUUUUGGAAUGGACGGACACCGGACGAGGACUUGCGCAAGUGGCACGAGUCCCUACUGUUUGUCCUUUACAAGGGUAAAGGAGGGGUCGAGACCUUGGAGAAUUUCAGGGGCGUUGUGAGUUUGGAUAUUGUGUCUAAGCUGGUAAGCCGCCUUCUUAAUAACAAGCUUGUCGCAGUUGUUGAGCAAGUCGCGGAUGAGACAGAACUGGGCUACCGCCGAGGGCGCGGAGUGACGGACGCCGUCUUCUGUGCCAGACGCGUCAUCGAAUCUUGGAGAUUCAGCAACCCCGAUGCUGCAGGCGCUCCAGAUGCGUUGUAUCUACUAUUCAUCGAUUUGAAGAAAGCUUUUGACGCUGUGCCCAGGGAAGAGAUGUUUUCUCUGCUGAGUCGCUGCCUUCAUCUUCCUUCACACGUCAUUGGCAUGCUUCGCAGUCUUCACGAGGGCAUGACUACUUCUCACUGCCACUCGGGCCAUGUCGGUCCACCGAUCAACAUGAGCACCGGUGUGAGACAGGGCUCCGUUGAGGGGCCCACUUUGUACUUGUUAUACUACUCCCUGCUUUUAAAGGAUUUUCGAACCCGAUGUGCAGCUCGUUUCCCUGAUCCUGUGGGAGUUCCAUGGGUGACUAACAGAGAUGCCAUCUUUCGUAUCCCUUCUAAGGUUCGCAGGGCGGCGUACACAACAGUACAACUUCAUGGAGCCACCUACGCUGAUGAUAGCCUGAUCUUUGACACAGACUGGGACAGGUUUUCUCGAAUGGUGAGCAUCCUUGAUGAUUGUCUUCGUGACUGGGGCGCCGAGCUCAAUAAGGUGAAGACAGAGUGGAUGGAGAUUCCGUCGCUCUCUUCACCCAUCCAGGGCCUUGGUUUGCCCGCCUUCGCGGCAGAUGAUGCAGCGCCUCUGCCGGGCACCAGGGUCCUGUAUGCUAAUGGGAUUGCUCUCCCUAAGACGGGUUGCUUUAAGUACUUGGGUGGAUGGCUAGGCAUAGACUACACUCUUGGCACAUCCUUGGAUGUCAGCAGCCGCAUCGGGCAAGCGAACGCUGCCUUUGGACAACUCACACACGUGUGGAGAUCUCGCCAGAUUUCGCGAGAGUCUAGCCCGGUUAGCAAGAAGUCCAAGUCCGACGCGGGCAGCUCAGCCAAGACGCCACCUGAGGUCAGCUCCGCAAACGCUGCGCCCUCUCGGCAGCAUGUGCAGCCCCUGAGCUGUGCUGAGCUGACGAGGGGCUACUUGGACCACGACUACCAGCUCCGACAACUGCAGGCUUCCUCUACGGUGGUCUACCGCUUCGAGGAGUCGUCGGCGUUCUCCCAGCUCUGCCUAAGUGCCGUGCGCUUAUGGCAGUCUAAGCACAAGGCGGGAGUGGCACACCCUUACGGGGCGUGCAGUACGGCGGUGGCCUCAGCUGUGUUGGUGGAGCUCGCCAAGGAUGACGAAUGUCCGGAGCCCCUUCGAGUGUUGUUGGAUGCUAUGGUUUCGGGCGACAUGGUCAAUGUGGCCCGCGAAGUUUCCUUAUGUACGGCUCGACUCAACGCGAAGAAGACCUUCAUGAUCAUGGAAUUCAGGGCACAUGCGGCCAGCCCUCUCAUGGCUUAUCUACCAACCAUACAGCUCUUUUUGGCGAAACAAGGCGGUGAGAGACUUGGCAUGAGACCUGCUGGAGCUUUGGCACGCAAAGCCGGCGGACGAUCGCUGCAGUGA
Symbiodinium sp. CCMP2456 is the source of this 3249-nucleotide messenger RNA. The record is from the annotation of a GenBank genome assembly. Lineage: Eukaryota; Dinophyceae; Suessiales; Symbiodiniaceae.